UUGGCUCCCUCUGGCGCCGAGAUACCUAAGAAAGCUGGUGCAAUGACCAAGGUUAAAAGCCAGAACAAGCAACCAGAGAGACCACUUCCUCCCUCAGGUCCUGUGGCAGUUGAUUCUAAAGGCUGUGUCACCAUAGCUAUCCAUGCGAAGCCUGGGUCCAAACAAAAUGCUGUGACAGAUUUGACAGCAGAAGCCAUAAAUGUAGCUAUUGCAGCACCUCCAUCAGAGGGAGAGGCUAACGCUGAACUCUGUCAGUAUCUUUCCAAGGUCUUAGAACUCAGGAAGAGUGAUGUGGUUUUGGAUAAGGGUGGAAAAUCUCGUGAAAAGGUGGUGAAGCUUUUGGCCUCCACAACUCCAGAAGAGAUCUUGGAGAAAUUGAAAAAGGAAGCCCCCCAAAAAGUAAAAGCAAGAAAUAAAAAUAUUCUUUUGAGAAAUAUUUUUAUUGCUAAUGAUGAAAAGGCUGUUAAAUAG
Carlito syrichta (Philippine tarsier) is the source of this 471-nucleotide messenger RNA. It is a transcript of the gene CUNH15orf40, whose product is annotated as chromosome unknown C15orf40 homolog. Gene Ontology annotation, cellular component: cytoplasm. The record is from RefSeq and is a predicted model, not a curated record. The coding region runs from base 43 to 471 and encodes 142 amino acids. The transcript has a single exon. Lineage: Eukaryota; Metazoa; Chordata; Mammalia; Primates; Tarsiidae.